This is a messenger RNA of Lepisosteus oculatus (spotted gar), 2206 nucleotides long. RefSeq names its product transmembrane protein 120Aa (gene tmem120aa). Lineage: Eukaryota; Metazoa; Chordata; Actinopteri; Semionotiformes; Lepisosteidae. The record is from RefSeq and is a predicted model, not a curated record. Gene Ontology annotation, biological process: fat cell differentiation. Gene Ontology annotation, cellular component: membrane.
CGCCGAGCCGCCAUUGGUGCGCACGUGGAGCCCCAGCGCGCGGUCGCACCGCCCCCGCUUCCCGAUUGGCCGGAGGGUCGGAGGGGGCGGGGCCCCGGGGUGACAGCGCUGUCAAUGCGCUUUAAGACCAGACCAGAUCAGCCUGGCUCAUCUAUUUCAAACAUGGCACUCCGCCCCACUACGUUCAGCGACUGUCUCCAAGAAUGGGAGGAUCUGGAGAAAGAUUAUCAGCAGGUCCAGGAGACGCACCGCCUGUACAAGCAGAAGCUGGACGAGCUGACCAAGCUGCAGACCAGCUGCUCGGCCUCCAUCGCCCGGCAGAGGAAGAGGCUGAAGGAGCUGUCCCAGGGGCUGAGCGAAUGCAGGGCCGGGGUGCUUCCCGAGGAGGCCAGUGUCAUCGACGGGAUCAAGGCGCUCAUUAAGGAACGACCAGGCAUCUUCUUUGAGAUGGAGGCCUUCCUCCCGAAGAAGAACGGAUUGUACCUCAGUCUCGUCCUCGGGAACGUGAAUGUCACUCUGCUCAGCAAGCAGGCAAAGUUUGCCUAUAAGGACGAGUACGAGAAGUUUAAGCUGUGCCUCACCAUCCUCCUGCUGCUGUUCUCCUUUACCUGCCGGUUUCUGGUCAGCAACAGGGCGGUAGAUUCUCUUUUCAACUUCCUGCUGGUGUGGUAUUACUGCACGCUCACCAUCCGAGAGAGCAUCCUCAUCAACAACGGGUCCCGGAUCAAGGGCUGGUGGGUGUUCCAUCACUACGUGUCCACCUUCCUCUCGGGAGUCAUGCUGACCUGGCCUGAUGGGAAGCUGUACCAGAUGUUCAGGAACCAGUUCCUCGCCUACUCCCUGUACCAGAGCCUCGUGCAGUUCCUGCAGUACUACUACCAGAGCGGCUGCCUGUACCGGCUCAGGGCGCUGGGAGAGAGGCACAACAUGGACCUGACUGUGGAGGGGUUUCAGUCUUGGAUGUGGAGAGGGCUGACCUUCCUGCUCCCUUUCCUGUUCUUUGGUCAUUUCUGGCAGCUGUACAACGGACUCUGCCUGUUCUGGAUGGCCCGGCUCCCAGAGUGCCGAGAGUGGCAGGUGCUUAUGUGCAGCUUUACGUUCUUGGUCCUCUUCCUGGGGAACUUCUGCACCACACUGGGAGUCGUCUACCAGAAGCUCCAGAACAAGAGCCAGGGAAGAGCUAAGAGGCUAUGAAAGCAGUAGAAGGAGAUGAAAUAAACACUCCAGCACACCUGUCCUGCUCCAGCUACUGUGUCUAUCCGUGCCCCUCUGUUGCUCCACCCGAUUCAGUGUGGUCUUCUGGUCUCAGUGCAGGUCCUGGGGCCAGUGGAUACGUACUAACAACUCGAGAUCGGUCUCCAUCUGAAAGACAGCCUAUCGGAUCAUCUCAUAGUGAGGACUUGGACUUCAUAGCGUAUGCAUUGCAAUCCUGCUGUUGUGCAAGUUUCACCUCCAGAAGCUGUUUACGUGUGCCUCAUUUUUAAUUGUACGAAAAUGCAGUUCUGUGCCUGACUGUAAGAACUGUAAGAAAAAGAGUGUCCCGGCCUACAUGUGAAAGCUGGGGGCAAAAGGAAAGAACAACUAAACUAUGAACCACAGUGAUGCUUUUUAGAUCAACCGAUUCAAACAAAACGAUCCCACUGGGCUUGUAUCCUGGGCUGGGUUUGUGUGCACGUGGUUGCUGGGGUUCACCAAGAGCCAUGUCCAUACUAUAGAAAGAAAAACUGCAGAACUGGGGUAAAGCUGGUGUUUUUAAAUGAUGCUGUACAAGCUUUACUGCAACCCUUUUCCUUCGCUCUCUGAGGAUUAGGAGUGGAAUGACAGUACAGGGUAUCCUUAGAGCCAGUGGAUACGGCUUUACUCUCGCUCAAUAAAAAAACAGGCUCGUUGAUGGACUCCAGCAAUGAUACACCUUUGGUCACUUGUUGAAAUAAUUAGAUUGCUUGUGAUAUUUCAAAGUGGUUUUGGGGGUAAGUGGUACAUGUCACUGUCUCAAAGCAAAGUCUGUAUACUUGUUCUACGCUUGUGUUAAUGCACAAUUACAUCUGGUAGGGUUGUUGUAAUUGACUCCUCAGUCUUGUAUAGAUAGUAAUUUUCUUACAUUGAUCGCAAACCAGGAGCAGCUGCAUUGUAAAGAUCAAUGACACUCCGCUACUGUGCAGCUAUUCCUUCAGUUUAUUUCGCCAAUAAAAGGGAUAAAAAGUAA